ACGACUUCUUACAUAUCCAACAGUUCGCCGCCGGCUACCGGAAGUCGUCUCCGGAGUUCUAGAAGAACUGGCAGCAGGCACUUAAUUCAUGGGUUUCUGGAUGCUUCCACGAGUCCCGACUAACCUGCCUUGAUGUGUCCCAUAGAAAGCUUGCGACCGUGCGAUAAAGUUGGAGGCGCUGUUGAGCUUUCCGACGCCGGUGACGAGGGGUGGAUUUCUGAGCCUUCUCGUCUUGUACGCAGACGAGAUUUCUAGAGAGAUCGAAUCCUCGGAGCUCAGAGAUAGUCAAUUGUGUUUUAGAGGUUUAUAUUCGAGUACUUCGCGUAGCCUCGUGCCUGCAUCUUCAUUCAUUGAUUCACUCCAGGUGGCGCAGCCGUCAAGAGACUGUAAUUCGAAAUGUGAUAGUCUAGAGUCUAUCUAACCGGUGAAUGAUUGGCCGGGAGUCCAUAUCAAGCAUCCAAUUGAGAUUCCUCGCCAGCAGAUGAUCAAUUUAAGGUGUUUGUCUCACUGUGAAUCGAUUGAAGAGUUGUUAUGGAUCUUAGGUUUAUACCAUAGGAACGAGGUACAUGCUAUUUGGAGGCCAUAUGCUAACGGAUUGCUUUUUUACCUUAACAAUCAAGAUUGGGGUUAUAGCUAACAGCUGGUGAAGGUUGCAAGGAAGUUCUGAAUAUAGGAAUGGAGGACUCCAAAGAGGAUUGCUUUUAUUCUAUUUUGGGUUUACAGAAAGACUGUUCCGCGUCUGACGUUCGCUGUGCUUACAGAAAAUUGGCUAUGAAAUGGCAUCCAGAUAAAUGUAGUACGAAUGAGUCUGCGGGAGCAGAUUCUAGCAAAGCAUCAGAGAAUGCAAAAACACGAUUUCAGGCUAUUCAGGAAGCAUAUUCAGUCCUGUCCAACAACAACAAACGCUUAAUGUAUGAUGCAGGAGUCUAUGAUGAUGACGACAACGAAUUGGAAAUGAGCUCUUUUGUAGGAGAAAUGGCUGCAAUGAUGUCAAAUUCAGCAAAGGAGAUUGAUGCUACAGAUGGUCUGGAUGAAUUGAAAGCGAUGUUCUUGAACAUUAUUAGCGAUGAUUUUCCCAAACCAGACAUUGGUAAGAAGAGAUCAAAUAAUUGUCCGAGAGAAAAAGCUACUAAUUGGAAUAGCAUGUCAUUUUCCACAUGUGAAUUCAAAAAUCAGGGCCAAUUGAGGGGUGGAUUUCAUUAUGAAUCAACUGCUUUGGGAAAUCAAAACAGCAGUGCCUUUGGAGGGGGUUAUGCAUUAGAGAGCCAAGAACUGAAGCAGAUGUUCAUGGGCAUGGACGAUUCCAAGUUUUAUGAAUUGGCAUGCAACAAAGAGCCAUCUGAUAAACCCUUGAGCCAAAAAGAUGGCAAAAAACAAUGCAAGAGUGGGCCAACAACCUUUGAUGAGCUUGUAGCCGAAACACUUUUUCCUGAUGGUGGAAUUACAGGCUCUGAUUUGUUUGGAAUGGGUUUAUGGAGUAAAACUGAGAGUGCUGUUUGCACUGAGGCAAGCAUUACUUCUGCUGCACUAGCAGAAGAAAAUGGGGCAGAAGAAAAUGAGGGAAGCAAGAGGCGCAAAUUGUGUCCAGAACAGAAAGAUGCAAACAGAGCAUCAGAAGAGCUUGAUUGUACCUAUAGAUGGAGUGCAGACAUCUGUGGAGGAGAACAAAAAGCAGAACAAAACUUGACUGUUAUUUUUUUAGGAGGAUAAAACAUCCUUGCAGCUACGCUUGGUAAGAAUUGGCCUUGACUUUGUGAGCCAAGCAUUCUCACUAGUGGACCAAUUGGCAACUUGACAAGCUGACUAGAUUGAUAUGGCCCUUUAAUAUUGAAAUGUAAAAAGGAGCCUUGCUUUCCUAUAAAUGGUUACAAAUAGAACCAAAAUGAAAUAUUAUCCUCUCAACAA
Messenger RNA from Cryptomeria japonica (Japanese cedar), 1905 nucleotides. RefSeq lists its product as uncharacterized. The transcript is spliced from 9 exons. NCBI's taxonomy places the organism in Eukaryota, Viridiplantae, Streptophyta, Pinopsida, Cupressales, Cupressaceae. The record is from RefSeq and is a predicted model, not a curated record. Bases 676 to 1710 code for a protein of 344 amino acids.